ACGAGUCCUUGGCGCUGGGAACUAUAUAAACGGACCGCUUAUAAUUGGCUAGGCUAGCUGAAAGAUUUUUAACCGUCCAGCACUAUGUCGUUCCAAGCCGUGGUCGUCGUCGCGCUAUGCGCCGCCACCCUCGUCAUGGGGGAUUAUCAACUUCCUGCAACAGUGAAAACUUGCAAAAGGGAUUCAGACGAUUUUUCAUCAUGUUUGCGGCUCGCCAUUCAAGAAGCAUGGCCCACAUUCGUUCCAGGAUUACCAGAAUUCGGUAUACCAUCUCUUGAUCCCUAUUACAUGGAAUCAUACUCGAUGGAACACGAAAGUGGACAACUUCGUGGAAAAGUAUCAGUCGCGGAUGUUCGAUUGUACGGUCUUGCCAAAUCACGUUUCUUAUCCGUGAAACCGGAAAUGGAUGGUGAUUUCUUCCGAUUGGAAAUUGACGUCGAGAUACCAAAACUUCUGAUAGAUGGCGAUUACAAAGCCGAGGGAUCACUGGCUACUUUCAAAAUGGGUGGAAAAGGAUUCUUCAACGUCAGCAUAGAGAACAUCAGAACCACUUGGGACAUUUCAGGCCACGUAGUCAACGACAGAUGGGUCGUGGAACAUUUCAAAACCGCGCCAACGAUCAGCAGCAUGAAGAUCUGGUUCAGCGAUCUCUUCAACGGAAACGAAGAACUGAAUCGUGCUGCUUUGGUCUUCAUCAACGAAUAUUGGCCCUUGGUAUAUCGAACAAUGUUACCAAAAUUAAUAGAAAUGUGGGAUACGUAUCUGUCCGAGUUCUCCAAUCGUUUCUUCUCAAAGAUACCGUUCUCAACAAUCUUUCCUUGAAAUCAAUGUUGAGAAUAUAACAAAUAAAAAUAUAACAAAUAAUUACAAAAAAAAUGAUAGAUUUAAAAAAAGACUCAACAAAGUUUUUUUUUUUGUUGAAACUAAAGGUGGAAUGUUUCAAUUCUCGUAAUCGUAGCAAGAUGAAAUGAAAGAAUCAAGGACUAAUCGAAUGAUACUAUAUGAUAAUAAUAUAACACGAAUGAUUCUAAGAAAA
Apis laboriosa (Himalayan honeybee) is the source of this 1036-nucleotide messenger RNA. Its product is annotated as circadian clock-controlled protein daywake-like. The transcript is spliced from 5 exons. Lineage: Eukaryota; Metazoa; Arthropoda; Insecta; Hymenoptera; Apidae. The coding region runs from base 85 to 822 and encodes 245 amino acids. The record is from RefSeq and is a predicted model, not a curated record.